Molecule: messenger RNA, 1038 nt
Organism: Procambarus clarkii (red swamp crayfish)
Lineage: Eukaryota; Metazoa; Arthropoda; Malacostraca; Decapoda; Cambaridae
Source: RefSeq, a predicted model, not a curated record
AUGGGGGAGAAUCCCCGCCGCCCGUACGUCGAGGACAAGAUCGCUGUGGGAGCUGGAGAGGCGGGUAUGGGGGCGAGUGUGGGCGUGCGGCGGUGGUCAGGUUGGCGGCCGGGGUCAUCAGUGCCCCGGGAUGAGGGUUCAUCACUCAGUGAUCCCAGUAGCCUUAGGGGCGGUGGCCCUGGAUUCACAUGGGGCCCCCGCGAGCCCCAAGGGCCCCCGCGAGCCCCAGGGGGCCCGCGAGCCCCAAGGGCCCCCGCGAGCCCCAAGGGCCCCCGCGAGCCCCAAGGGCCCCCGCGAGCCCCAAGGGCCCCCGCGAGCCCCAAGGGCCCCCGCGAGCCCCAAGGGCCCCCGCGAGCCCCAAGGGCCCCCGCGAGCCCCAGGGGGCCCGCGAGCCCCAGGGGGCCCCGCGAGCCCCUGGGGGCCCCCAGCGGGUUCCAGGGGCCCCGUAAACAGAACUCUGCAUUACCAGACACAAGUUAUCCAGACUUUGCUCAGUUGGUCGAAACUCAUGUUGACAGAUUGUGGGACACUAAUGGGCGGGUCCUGAGUCCUGUGGAGUGGGCGGGUCCUGUGGAGUCAUCACGGCUGUCGGUAAACACACUGCUGUAUACAACAGUGUCUUUACAACAACCUCCUGGAGCAGACUGGUGGGUGACUGGUCCUCCUGGAGCAGACUGGUGGGUGACAGGACCUCCUGGAGCAGACUGGUGGGUGACUGGUCCUCCUGGAGCAGACUGGUGGGUGACAGGUCCUCCUGGAGCAGACUGGUGGGUGACAGGUCCUCCUGGAGCAGACUGGUGGGUGACAGGUCCUCCUGGAGCAGACUGGUGGGUGACAGGUCCUCCUGGAGCAGACUGGUGGGUGACAGGUCCUCCUGGAGCAGACUGGUGGGUGACAGGUCCUCCUGGAGCAGACUGGUGGGUGACAGGUCCUCCUGGAGCAGACUGGUGGGUGACAGGUCCUCCUGGAGCAGACUGGUGGGUGACAGGACCUCCUGGAGCAGACUGGUGGGGGACAGGUCCUGCUGGAGCAGACUAA